Molecule: messenger RNA, 3936 nt
Organism: Python bivittatus (Burmese python)
Lineage: Eukaryota; Metazoa; Chordata; Lepidosauria; Squamata; Pythonidae
Source: RefSeq, a predicted model, not a curated record
CUGGCCCUGGCCCUGGCCCUUCAGGAGGGCCCGCUCCCAGGAAGCCCGAGGACCACGAGAGAUUUGCAGCCAGCUGCACCAGCUCUGCCAUCAGUGGCUGCAGCCAGAAAGACACAGCAUGGCUCAGAUGCUGGACCUGGUGGUCCUGGAGCAGUUCCUGGCCAUCCUGCCCGCGGAGAUGGAGAGCUGGGUGCGGGAGUGCGGAGCGGAGACCAGCUCCCAGGCGGUGGCCCUGGCCGAGGGCUUGCUGCUGAGCCAGGCGGAGGAGCAGAGAGAGUGGCAGAGGUCCUUCUUGGCGGCAAUUAUAGAACCUCUUGAAGAAAGGAGGGAUGUGCCAAAACCCUCUCAGGAGCUGUUUUUCAGAGAGUUCUCCAAGGAAGAUCAAUGUCAGGAAAUCUCAGGAGGGAAUACUACAAUGGCAUUGUCAUUUGUAGGAUCAUCUCUUUUUGGUGGAUGUGAAAGAGCAGUGGAAUCUCCAGCUCAGAGUCUUGUGUCCCUCAAGGAAGUGGCCGUGUAUUUCUCAGAGGAGGAGUGGUCUCAGCUGGAUCCCCACCAAAAAGCCCUGCAUCAGGAAGUCAUGCUGGAAAACCUGAGGAAUGUGGCCUCUCUGGGAGCUAAUGAGCAAGAACAAGAGAAAGAUGAGGAGCCAUUUCAAAGGAUCAGUCAGAAAGAGAGAAGAGAGAUGCUUGUGGAUCAAGUGGAACCAAGAAGUCAGAAGAGAAAACAGUCAGAAAAUGGGAGGAAGAACAGCUGCCCAACACUCACUACAGGAAAAGAGCACGAAUGCAUGGCGGAUGGGAAGGGUUACACUCAGAAUUUUUCUUUUUCUCUACAUGAAAGAGAUCACGUGGAAGAAAAACCAUACAAAUGCAUGGAAUGUGGGAAAAGAUUCAGGUGGAGACCUGCCUUUACUUCCCAUAAAAGGAUCCACACAGGGGAGAAACCAUAUAAAUGCAUGAAGUGUGGAAAGAACUUUCGUCAAAUCAGUUCCCUUAUUUCCCAUAAAAGAGUCCACACAGGGGAGAAACCAUAUAAAUGCAUGAAGUGUGGAAAGAACUUUCGUCAAAUCAGUUCCCUUAUUUCCCAUAAAAGAGUCCACACAGGGGAGAAACCAUAUAAAUGCAUGAAGUGUGGAAAGAACUUUCGUCAAAUCAGUUCCCUUAUUUCCCAUAAAAGAGUCCACACAGGGGAGAAACCAUAUAAAUGCAUGAAGUGUGGAAAGAACUUUCGUCAAAUCAGUUCCCUUAUUUCCCAUAAAAGAGUCCACACAGGGGAGAAACCAUAUACAUGUUGUCAGUGUGGAAAGAACUUCAACACAAGCAGCAACCUUUCUUCCCAUAAAAAGAUUCAUUCAAAGGAGAAACCACAUACGUGCGCUGAGUGCGGAAAGAGCUUCAGGAGGGCCAGUGAUCUGACUCUUCAUAAAGGGAUUCACACAGCAGAGAAAUCCUACAAAUGCACCGAGUGUGGAAAAAGCUUCCAUACAAGCAGGCGCCUUACUUCCCAUCAAACAAUUCACACUGGGGAGAAGCCAUUCCAGUGCCCAGUGUGUGGAAAGAGUUUCCGGGUAUAUUGGUCCCUUACUUCACAUAAAAGAAUACACACAGGGGAGAAGCCACAUAAAUGCAUAGAAUGUGGAAAGAGCUUUACUCAGAGCAGUGAUCUAAUUUCCCAUAGAAGGAUCCACACAGGGGAGAAGCCAUACAAAUGUAGAGACUGUGGGAAAAUAUUCCGAAAAAGUAGUUCCCUUGCUUCCCAUAAAAGAAUCCACACAGGGGAGAAACCAUAUAAAUGCAUUGAGUGUGGAAAGAACUUCAAAAAUAGCAGCAGUCUUUCCAGCCAUAAAAGGGUCCACACAGGGGAGAAACCAUAUCACUGUAUGGAAUGUGGAAAGAGCUUCACGCAGAGCAGUUCCUUUACUUCCCAUAAAAGAAUCCACUCAGGAGAGAAAACUUAUAAAUGUACUGAGUGUGGAAAGAGUUUCAGGAGGAGCAGUGACCUUACUUAUCAUAAAAGGAUCCACACUGGGGAGAAGGCUUAUAAAUGUAUAGAGUGUGGAAAGAGCUUCAGUAUGAGCAGUUCCCUUGCUUCCCAUAAAAGAAUCCACACAGGUGAGAAAGCAUAUAAAUGCAUGGAAUGUGGAAAGAGUUUCAGGUGGAGUAGUGCCCUUACUUCCCAUAAAAUGAUUCACACGGGGGAGAAACCGCAUAAGUGUAUGGAGUGUGGAAAGAGUUUCCAAAAUAGCAGCAAUCUUUUGACCCAUAAAAGAGUCCACACAGGGGAGAAACCAUAUAAUUGUAUGGAGUGUGGAAUGAACUUCAGGAGGAACACUGACCUGAUUUCCCAUAAAAGGAUCCACACAGGAGAGAAACCAUAUAAAUGCAUGGAAUGUGGAAAAAGCUUUAGUAUGAGUAGUAAUCUUACUUCCCAUAAAAGGAUCCAUAUGAAGCAGAAGCCGUAUAAGUGCAUGGAUUGUGGAAAGAGCUUUACUCAGAAUGGUAACCUUACUUCCCAUAAAAGGAUCCACAGUGGGGAGAAAGCUUAUAAAUGUAUGGAAUGUGGAAAGAGUUUUAGGUGGAGCAGUGCUCUGGCAUCCCAUAAAAGGAUCCACACAGGGGAAAAGCCAUAUAAAUGCACAGAUUGUGGAAAGAGCUUUACUCAGAACAUUCAACUUACUUCCCAUAAAAGGAUCCAUACAGGAGAGAAACCUUAUAAAUGCACUGAGUGUGGAAAGAACUUCAGUAAGAGCGGUCAUCUUACUUCUCAUAAAAGAAUCCAUUCGGGGGAAAAACCGUAUAAAUGCACUGAAUGUGGAAAGAGCUUUAGUCAAAGUGGUACCCUUAAUUCCCAUAAAAGGAUCCAUAUGAGGAAUAAUCCAUUCACAUUUAUGGAAUUUGGGAAGAGCUAGAAUUAAAGCAGUCAUUCUGUUUCACAUCGGUGAACUUGUGUGAAGCAAAGUCAUAGAAGUAACAAGUGUGCAAUAUUUCCUAGGUUGUGUGAGGAAAAUAUACCUUUGGGUGAAAAGCAAGUUUUUAGAGGCCUCAUGAAUAGGAUCGCCUUAAUAAAGUUGAAACAUAAAGGAUGCUGCACAUUCCUUUAUGUUUCAAUUUUAUUAAGGCAAUCCCAUUCAACUGAGGCCUCUAAAAACUUGCUUCUUUCACCCAAUUCCACGCGUGUAUUUGUGGCAUACUAAGGCCACAGUGGAAAAAAACAUCAGCUAGAGCAAAAUACAUAUUUCCUUUAUUUAUUGUAUCUUUACAUUGAAUUUUAAUUAAGUUUCUGAAAUAUCAGUAAUGCUGUUAUGCCCAAUUCAUAUUUUUAACCAUUUUCUUCCUCUCACAUUCCAAAGUGGCCACAAUCUUGCAAAUCUGAUUGUGCUGGAACUCCUUUUUAUCAUUCAGAGAAUUAGGGAGGAGUCUGAGCCAUGUCUGAAUGGACAUUCUGGACUUAAAAAAUGCUUUAGCCCCUUUUGCCUAGGCAACGGAGUUUGUAUAGCUCCAUCUUCAUUACUGUAUAGCUUCAUUACUCUAAAAAGCCCAGGUAUUGCAGCAAAGUCAAAAUAGCCAUGGUGGUGCAGUCCUCAGCAGCUGGAUGGGGAGGGGUGUUUCUGCAGCACACUUGCUGGCCAGUUAGACAAAAAUAUCUCCAUCACUGCAAAGUUCUGUAGAUUGCCCAUGUGGACGCUUCGUACUGGGAGAAGAAAGAAAACACAACUUCCAAACUGAAACAAGCAAUGAUUGCUCUCAGCUUCCUUAGUAGCAGAUUACAAAUGAGAUGGAGGUGAUGUAACACUGGGUUCCCUCCCUCCCUCCCUCCCUCCCCAAAAAAACACUAAAGUGUGCCUUGGCAAGCAGGAUACAAGGACAAGCCCUGUAACCAGCAUUUGCUGAUUUUUGCAGCUCCUAGCACUCAGAAUAGAAAUUGAAGUAAACAAAA